Pseudomyrmex gracilis is the source of this 1561-nucleotide messenger RNA. It is a transcript of the gene Reg-5, whose product is annotated as rhythmically expressed gene 5 protein. Lineage: Eukaryota; Metazoa; Arthropoda; Insecta; Hymenoptera; Formicidae. The coding region runs from base 278 to 1081 and encodes 267 amino acids. The transcript is spliced from 4 exons. The record is from RefSeq and is a predicted model, not a curated record.
UCGCCACUGUGUGACGCGCAGACCCGCGAACCAUAAAACGAAGCGGCGGUCGUGAUCCAGGAUUCAGUGUGUAUCGGGCGAUUGCGAGAUCGUCAGGCGGUAUUCUCGUGCGAGAUCAGAGAAAGAGAGAGAGAAGCGCUCGUGGUCGAUCCGUUCAGUCGAUUGUUUGAUGACAAUCGGUGACGAUUGUUCACGCGUGUGAUAUCGCUGAAGUGUCGCGACGUGGAAAAGACGUGCACGCGCGCGAGACGCGAAUUAAGAAGAAGCGCAAAUCACGAUGAUGACCAGCAGGUCCUUUAUCGGGAAGAUUGCCGUCUGCAUUCUGCUGGGCUGCUGCGUGACGACGCGGGUCACCGGCUCGGCGAUACCCAUGUGGGAAUUUCUCUCGAGGGAUGAAAAAAUGAGUCAUCUGUACGGACUAUUCAGCAAACAAGUGGCACAGUUUUGCGCCGAUUCCUCGAGGCCGGACUGCACCAAGAACCUGCUCGUAUCCGGCAUACGAAGCCUCGCCGGCAUGGAUGACAACGUCCUCGACAAGCUGGAUCCUUACCAGCGCGGCGCCAAGGAAAUGAUUUGGCGCGCGAUGGUGGGAAGCAGCAGAAUUUCGUCGAGGGUCAGCCACGACGGCGACGAGUCCUACUUCACUACCGGUGCGGAUUUAGCAGUUAGCAGCGACGGCGAAACGAACGGCCUCGGCGGCGAGGAAACCGCGUCGAGCGGCGAUUACGUGCCGUCGGAAUCGAACGGUCCUUAUCUGGCGGGUCCGAUGGUGAUACGCGUUUAUCCGGACGGCCGACCGGUUCCGGAAGAUCAGAAGCGCCCGUUGCCGAGAGACGAGGACGCGGACGAGAUGCGAUACUCUCGUUUGCCGUCUAUAGAGGACAUCGAAGCCAAGAGCGGCAGCACGUUCUACGGGAAAGGCGCGAAGGAACCCGUAGUAACGGCCAACAGAAGACUGUCCAACUUGGAGGAUUAUCGACAAUUGAAACUGUCGUCGGAAACGUCGCGUUUUCCUAGAAAUCCGCUUUCCUACGAAAGAUUGCGAGUCACGCCGCUGUACAGACGCAGAGUGCGUUAUUAGUGACGAACGAGCUUUCUUGCGUCCGACUGAGAUAAGAGAUACCUUCGAUGGAUCACAUCCAGUUGCAACGCUCCGCGCGAUUAAGGAGAGGAUUCUUGAAAAGAAAAUCUCGCGCCGAGAUCCUGCAGAGAGAGAGAGAGAGACGUCAUCGGAGAUGCGUUCUUGUCGCGGUUUCACAAUAUGGAAAAAAAAAAAAAAAUGGAAAUAAGGAAGAGAGCGCGGAUGACGCGUUGAACACGGACGAUUGAUGCGAUGACGAUUCACAGCCGCAAUUAUUAAUUCAUCACCAAUGAAAUCGCGUUUUAUAAUCUACCGAUAUCGUCGCUACGAUAAGCGCGAAAGGAAAUCUUCGGGCCGUCAGACGUGAUUAAUGAAAAUGAAGGAAGAAAUCUCAAGGACGUGUAGCGUGGAAUGUAAGAAAAAAAAAGAAAAAAGGAAGAAAUUCUCGUCUGCGAUAAAAAAAAAAAAGUUUACGCAAAC